CUUUAAUUCAUAUACUAUCAUUCAUCCGCGCAACUGCAAGUUUGCUUUUCUUCUCGUAACUUUUUCCAGCGUGAUUGCUGUCCUUUUCUUUCACAAGCACAUAAAACUGUAGCCACUGUCAAUCCCUCACGCAGCACCCAAACAUGUCUUCCACCAGUGGCAAUGUCACUUACCUCCCCUUUCGGUAUUGUUAUGAUGUCUCACCACAAUGUCCCGUCGAAAAUACCAUCUACGGCUACUAUCCCAAUAUUGGUGCCAAUUGCUUUUUUGCGGCUUUUUUCUUUGUGAGUUCUUGGAGCCUGGCACAAUCACAAUCACACAUUCCCGCCUUUUCCCUUGUCGAUGGCCCCGAUGGAGGGAAUCAAACUAAGAACCCAAAAACAAAACAGAUGGCGGCGGCCCUCCAGCUGUACGCCGGCAUUCGUUACAAGACAUGGACAUACCUCCUCGCAAUGUUCCUCGGCUGCAUUGACCAGGCAAUCGGAUACAUAGGACGUGUCAUGCUGCACAACAACCCUUUCGACACUGCCGGUUUUCAAAUCCAAAUUUGUUGCCUCAUCCUGGGCCCCGCGUUCAAUUCGGCGGCGAUAUACCUCGUCCUCAAACACGUCACGCUCUGUUUCGGCCCAGAGUACUCACGCAUCCGCCCGAAACGGUACACUUGGAUAUUCAUCACCGGAGAUUUAAUUUCGCUCGUCAUUCAAGCCGUCGGUGGAGGAAUGGCGGCUACAUCCAUGGACAACCAAUCUCGCCAACGAGUUGGUGACGACCUCAUGAUGGCCGGCAUAGCCUUUCAAGUCGCGACCCUCUCCUUCUUCGCCGUGGCCGCACUCACGUACGUCAUCAAACGAUACCGCGCACCAGCUCCUCUCCCCGCCGAAGCGAAAAUGUUCAUGGCGAGUACCAAGUUCCGACUGUUCGCCAUGGGUCUCGUCGUGGCGUUCACUUGUAUCUUCAUCCGAUGCGUCUACCGUAUCGUCGAGAUGGCCGGCGGUUGGGGCAACCCGAUCAUGCAGAGCGAGAUCCCUUUCAUCGUCCUCGACGGGACCAUGGUCACCGUCGCCACCAUCGUCCAGACAGUCUUGCACCCGGGAUGGUGUUUCCCGAGGCUGUCGAGUGGCUAUGUGGUCCCGGCGGCAGACAGUCACCCGGGGACCUUCCGCGACGAAGAAGGAGAGUUGGAAACCUUGGAGAAGACGAAGAAGGACGGUAAUGACACCCCGGAUCACAACCCGGAAUUUUCGUGAUUUUGAUGUCAAAGAGUAUCAAAAUCAGCCACUUGUACAAUUGUUCCCAUGCGAGGACGAGAAUAGAUUUGAAAACAUAACUGUUAGACCGAUGGAAAGAAACAUUUCUCCUCCUUUCCCAUCACAUUCCCUCACGUACUAGAAAUGAAUGGCAUUGACAAAGUCGUCAUUUCUAACGUCUACUACAAUGUCAAACAUCCGACUCAUCUCAUCACCACCUUUUUGGUUUGUCGAUUUGCAGUCUUGUCCGGCGUCAUGACUAUAAACUUGCUCGUCUUUUCGAU
Exophiala oligosperma is the source of this 1531-nucleotide messenger RNA. RefSeq lists its product as uncharacterized. Gene Ontology annotation, cellular component: plasma membrane; fungal-type vacuole. The record is from RefSeq and is a predicted model, not a curated record. The coding region runs from base 144 to 1247 and encodes 367 amino acids. The transcript is spliced from 2 exons. Lineage: Eukaryota; Fungi; Ascomycota; Eurotiomycetes; Chaetothyriales; Herpotrichiellaceae.